Messenger RNA from Kwoniella shivajii, 750 nucleotides. RefSeq lists its product as uncharacterized. NCBI's taxonomy places the organism in Eukaryota, Fungi, Basidiomycota, Tremellomycetes, Tremellales, Cryptococcaceae. The transcript is spliced from 4 exons. The record is from RefSeq and is a predicted model, not a curated record. Gene Ontology annotation, molecular function: protein binding. The coding region runs from base 1 to 750 and encodes 249 amino acids.
AUGACUGGGUCAUCGGUGCGGGCGACAAUGAGACAAGAUGUAUACAACAAUACUUCGACAAAGGAAGGACUAGAUUUCCCAGCGUCCUUAUUCUCUUUACCUGUAGAGAUCCAACUACGAAUAUACCUGUACCUAUCUCCAGAUGAUUUGGGUAUUCUGGGUAGAUAUGUGAGACAGUUGAGAGGGAUAGAAGCUGAUGGUUAUCUGAGGGAGAUUUGGUUCAAGCAUACCGCACCAAGUCGACUUGACCAUUAUCUGUUCGCACCGAGUCAUGGUAGACCUGACCCAUCCGAACUGGUGAGAAGAGGUACGUUAAGAGGAAUAGCAGUGAUUUCAAGUAUUAGGUCAAAUGGUUAUUGGUGUAGUGAAUCUGCAGUUAGACUUUCCCAAAUACAUACCAAAUUACAUCAAGAGAACCUCAAACGUAUAUUGAAUUUACAUAUUACAUCAAAUAGACCUUCAAUAAAAUCACUUCAUUCGAGGAGGAUCUUGCCUACUUCCAACAUAUUAACUUCAUCAAAGAUAUCAGCUAAAAUACAUUUAUUGGAAAAAGCUCGUGCUAAAGAUAAGAUCAAGAAGGCCUUGACUGAUAGAAAGGUGGGACAAGAAAAGUUGAUUGAUAUUCUCAAUCAAACAAAUGGGAUGAUGGGCGUUUGGAAAGAUGAUAAUGAAAGGAUUAGAUUGGCUCUUUGUGGUUCUAUCAAAAGUGUUAAGAGAUACUGGGAGGAAAGGACAUCUAGGUUCAAUUAG